This is a messenger RNA of Ricinus communis (castor bean), 1778 nucleotides long. Its product is annotated as probable pyruvate, phosphate dikinase regulatory protein, chloroplastic. Lineage: Eukaryota; Viridiplantae; Streptophyta; Magnoliopsida; Malpighiales; Euphorbiaceae. The coding region runs from base 259 to 1482 and encodes 407 amino acids. The record is from RefSeq and is a predicted model, not a curated record. Gene Ontology annotation, molecular function: ATP binding; transferase activity, transferring phosphorus-containing groups. The transcript has 3 exons.
GCUGACUGAGGAAAAUCCAAAUUAUUUAUUUUUAUUUGAUUUCUAUAAUAAUUAUAGAUUGAAAAUAAAAUUUUGUAAAAGUUGGAUAUUUUAAUAACAAAUAUUCUUAAAAGAAAAGAGUGAACUUUCUGAUAUAUUUAAAAACAGCAAAAUUACUUCUAAGUAUCUCUUUUUCAUGACAUCAGAAAAUAAAUUCCGAUAAAUAAUCAUUUUAACUAUUAUUUUUAUUAACAUAAACAAUUUUGCAAAACAAACGGAAUGAUUGCUUUCUCAGCCUUACAGCCCCCAAACCUCCGGCCGCCGUCGCCACAAGCACGCUCUUCUCGUCAAGAACCUGGUAAGCUCAGUCGUACUAGCCUCCAUGCCUUAUCCGACCCAGACUCCCAACAGCCUCAACCUAGGAAGCCGAAAGGCAGCUCUCAGCUCAAUCGUUGGUCCAUGGCUCGAGCAAUCCGGUCUGGCCGUAAAUUAGACAGACCUGGUCAGCGAACCCAGCUGGCGGAGCUUAAGCCUCCUCCACAACAGCGUAGAGAAAUGCAAUUGAAGGAGUUUAGUGCUAUAGCAGCAGGCAACGGAGAUGAUGAUGAAGCCGUUGAAAUCAACACUGGGAAGUCUAUUUAUAUGGUUUCUGACGGAACUGGAUGGACGGUGGAGCAUUCCGUUAACGCAGCGUUAGGUCAAUUCGAGCACUGCUUGGUCGAUCGUGGUUGUCCCGUAAAUACCCACCUCUUUUCCGGGAUUGAUGAUGCAGAAACAUUAAUGGAGAUUAUAAAGCAAGCAGCUAAAGAAGGUGCCAUGUUAGUCUUCACUUUAGCUGACCCUUCCAUUGCAGAAUCAGCUAAACAAGCUUGCAAAUUAUGGGGAAUACCAUCUACUGACAUAUUAGGACCAAUAACUGAGGCAGUUGCUUCUCAUCUAGGUGUUUCGCCUUCUGGUCUUCCCCGUGGUGCUCCUGGGAGGAACUUUCCCCUUUCUGAUGAGUACUUUCGACGAAUUGAAGCCAUUGAAUUCACCAUCAAGCAAGAUGAUGGUGCCUUGCCACAGAACUUGUACAAGGCUGAUAUCAUUCUUGCUGGUGUUUCUCGUACUGGAAAGACACCAUUGUCUAUUUAUCUUGCACAAAAGGGAUAUAAAGUGGCAAAUGUGCCUAUUGUGAUGGGUGUAGAAUUGCCGAAGAGCUUGUUUGAGGUUGAUCCUGAGAAGGUUUUUGGUCUGACCAUCAAUCCUAUGGUUUUACAGACAAUUCGAAAAGCAAGAGCUAAAAGUCUUGGAUUUAGCAUAGAAGUGAGGAGUAAUUAUUCGGAGAUGGAUUAUGUAAGAGAGGAGUUGGGAUUUGCUUCCAGGGUGUUUGCACAGAAUCCGGUUUGGCCAGUAAUUGAAGUGACAGGAAAAGCAAUUGAAGAAACUGCAGCAGUGAUAUUAAGGCUUUACCAUGAUAGGAAGAACAGAUGUUCAAUGCCUCGAAUCUCUAAACUUUACUAGCAUGGGAAGUCUUAUUCUCAAGUGUGCAUGGAUGAGUUGCUGAAUCAGUACAAGAAGCAGCUGUUCUUGGAUCAUUCUUGGAUUGUUAAUGAAAAGAAAAUAUAGUGAGAUACAGCAGAGGUUACACCCUCAUUUGUUUUGCAUGUUUACUGUAAAUAUCAUGUUUCUGCAGCUUAUUAUAGAAAACUGUAACAUAACAAUUAAUCAUUACAGGGCUUUCUUUUGUAUAUUCACAAGAAUUGUUUAUGACGUGCUUCCUGAGAAAUAUACGUCGGUGAAUGCUUGUAUGUUUUCCA